AGAUGUCUGCAACUGGAACCUUAUAAUGAAGUGUGUCAGUACAUGAAGGGUCUCAGUCAUGUGGCUAUGGGUCAGUUCUACGAGGGCAUUAAAGCCCAGACUAAAGUCAUGCUCAACGACCCUCUCUUGGGACAGAAAGCCAGCUCAGAAUAUCUGAAAGUCAAAUAUCUCAGAGAAUACUCCCGUUAUUUACACUCUCAUCUGGAUGUGCCUGUUGCGGAGUAUAAUGUCGAUCAAGAUUUGCCAGGAAACUUUAAGAACCACUGGGCCAAAAAUCUCCCCUUCCUCAUUGAAGACUACGAAGAAACAGCCUGGACUUCAGCCGCAUAUAAA
Danio aesculapii is the source of this 333-nucleotide messenger RNA. Its product is annotated as tetratricopeptide repeat protein 13-like. The transcript has 2 exons. NCBI's taxonomy places the organism in Eukaryota, Metazoa, Chordata, Actinopteri, Cypriniformes, Danionidae. The annotation marks the transcript as partial. The record is from RefSeq and is a predicted model, not a curated record.